CUAGCACGUUGUCUGUAUUUUUGUUCGGUACUCAGAUCCGUACGUGUUGUGUUCAUCUGUAGGAGUUGACAAGUCAUUUCGUUGUACUAAAAUUUACCUCUUUUUAAGCAGUUAUCCAUUCGUUUGCAACUGGUAUUUUUACGUCAGCCGUCUAGAGCAGUUUUAGAGCUUAUCCAGCAGUGUUUUGGGGGCUCAAAUAAAAGGGACAUUUUUUGUAUUUUCAGCAUUAUUUAGUCUGAGGUCAUCCCGUUACAGCCUCGGCUGCUCCGUACUUCGUCAUCUCAAUAUCCAGCAGUCUUCUUGCGGUAGUACAGUCACAGUGACUCACAACAUUUCCAGUUCAACUCGGUCCUUUUUCGCGAGCCGAAUUCUUCGCUACUUAUAACACAAACCACGGCGACAUUUUCCGGAUUAGCACAUAAAACUGAAUCUUGGUCAGAGUUGACCCUUUGCUCGUAUGAAUUGUGUGUACCAGUCCACGGAGUUUAGUAGGUCCUCGGACGACUAUUCUGGAUCGGAUCCAACAUCAGGAAGACUACCACCAGGCACAAUGAUGGACGGACCUAGUCAAAUGCAGAAUGGUGUCAUGGCCAAACCCAACAAUAACAACAAUAAUGAAGACAGUAAGACAAAUCUCAUUGUCAACUAUCUGCCACAGCAUAUGUCACAGGAUGAAAUGCGUUCACUCUUCGGAAAAUUUGGAGACAUCGAGUCCUGUAAACUCAUCCGGGACAAAAUCACAGGUCAAAGUUUGGGCUAUGGUUUUGUAAACUACAUGAAGCCAGCGGAUGCUGCUAAGGCCCUCACCAUGCUCAACGGCCUCCGUUUGUCCUCCAAGAUGAUCAAGGUGUCAUAUGCUAGACCAAGCAGUCAAGCCAUUAAAGAUGCUAACCUUUACAUCAGUGGUAUCCCAAAGAGUUACAAACAAGAGGAUCUUGAUAAACUCUUCAGUCCUUACGGCCACAUCAUCACUUCCAGACUUCUCUAUGACCAGGACUCAAACACAUCUGGUCGCUCACGCGGUGUUGGAUUUGUUCGUUAUGAUAAACGUGUGGAAGCAGAAAGAGCCAUCGAAGCUCUUCAUGAUAAAAUUCCAGACGCCGGCACGGACCCCUUGAUUGUAAAAUUCGCCAACAACCCCAGCCAGAACUUCCACAAGGUCCUGCAGCAGGCCUACAUGACAUGUAUGUCGCCACAGCGCCGUGUCGUGCCAAUCGGAUCAGUGGGACCAAUGCGUCAUAUGCCACCAUGCUUCAGGUGGCAACACUUAAGCGACAAGAUGCAAGGACUUCUUGGCAAGAUAUUGCCCAAAAACAGCAUGUAUUCACCCAUGACACUGCCACAUACACAAUGUAACGAUAUGCUCAACUCGAUGAACCUCCAAGCCAUGACCAACAACGGCAACGGCUGGUGUCUAUUUGUCUACAAUCUGCCUGCUGAGAGUGAGGAGUCCCUCUUGUGGCAGCUCUUUGGUCCAUUCGGGGCUGUCAAUAACGUCAAGGUAGUAAGAGAUUUCAACACCAACAAGUGCAAGGGAUUCGGCUUUGUCACUAUGCCCAAGUACGAGGAUGCACACCGCGCCAUUGAAGCCCUCAAUGGGUAUUGCCUCGGUGCGCGCACUUUGCAGGUGUCUUUCAAAAAGGCGAAAAAUGAGUAGGGUUUGAAACUAAGGUAGACUUGUCAUCCGUGGAUCUCAAACAAAAUCACAUGGAUGGUUAAGGGAAACCAAAAAAAAAAAAAAAAAAAAAAAAAGCAAAAAUUUAAUUAACAAAAAAAGAAUGAGAAAUCAGAAAAAAGUCAUUCUGUCUGAAGGAUUUUGAGAGGAGACGACAAAUUGCAAUCACGUUUUGUCUGAGAAAAGUUUUAAGAAGUGGUAAGAGAUUUUAAUGAGGACUUUUUAUUAGCCCCGUUGUUAUUUUGUUGUGGGCCAGAGGUUUUGAACUUUGUUUUAAAAAUGGUGAAAUCUUAAUUGGUUAAUACCCUUAUUUUGACUGAAAAAAUAAAUAACUAUUUAAAAAAAAUUGUUUUUGAAAAGUUUUCAAUUUUGUGGAAAAGACUAAUUUCUGAACGUGUUUAAAGCCUGACUUUUUUUUGGAUUAAAUCAAGUUUAAAUUUAGUUAAGUUUUAUGUUCAUGCCAAUAAAGUAGUUAUAAUGUAUGCAUGCAUACGAUUAUUAAUUUUAGCUCUUUGUAUUAAAAUUGUGUUGAAACUGUAUGGAAUUUAAUUGAAGAAAAAAAAUAAUAAUAUAGAAAAAAAAAACUAUAUUGAAAAGUGAGUUCUAUCAAUUUAUUAGAUGAGAUGAUUUUAAGUAUUAUAAACUUUUUGCUUUCGUGUUUGUGUUUUUGUUGUAGUUUAUAUCAAGUAGUUUUUAACUUUAAAGUGACCAAGAAAACAUACCCAAAUCUCCCAACGGCUUGUCCAAACCAGAUGACACAGCGGCAGCCUGUUGGGUAUUUUGUUCAUUAAUGGUUAUUGGCAUGACCAAACAGAUUAACUCUUUGUUUCAUUUUUAAGUUUGGAUCCUCAUUUAAUGACUUGAGUUCGUAAAAACAAAACGACUGGGGGAAAACACGCCCCUCUCUCCCCUUUUAAGAAAAGACCACAAGGCAGAAAGAUGGAUGAAAAGUGCUGCAAUUUACUGUGCUUCUGGGUUAUAUGAUGUAGUAAGUGCACAUAAAGAUAUUUCUAAAACGUUGACUUUGCAUCACAAUGUUGUGCUGCUUGAUGAGUUGAUUUGUUUUUUAUGUUAACGAUUUUAAUUAGCUCAGUGGAGGCUUAUCAUGCCAUCUAUUUUUAUAGCAUGUGUAAGUAUGACGUUUUGAUGUGUGAAAUGAUUGAUUUAAUCUUGUGGUGGAUAAAUUAAACAGGCAUGCUAGAAGCUUACACUGAGCUAACGUGGAUGUCUUUCCAUGAAGCAAAGGAAACAAAAAGGUGACAAGUCCAUGAUGAAUAUGGGGUCCAUGUGGGACAACAGAAGAAAAGUUAUAAUUGCGUACCAAGCGGAUGUAUUCCAAACAAACCAAGAAUUUAACAUUUUGGUGACAAGAAGAAGACGAGUAUUACAACUAAUAGUAAUAUAAUAAAAAAGAAGCCAAAAUUCAUCACAUCAUAAACAUUUGAAAAAUCAAUGGGAAUUAUUUAUUGCGGCUUAUGAGAUGUUGCCCAGCUUGAAUGUGUUGGGUUUUAAAUAGACCAUUUUGCCAUUAAGCUGCUCCCAUUUAUGCAUGUACCGUAUAUGUAUAUUUCUGGUCACAAAAGUGUAAAUAACAGUAGGUGUCGUGUGAAUAAGCGUCAGCAGUUUGUCAAAAAGCAGGGUUCCUGUUUAAAAACAAGAAAAAAAACAAAAUCAGUUGUAUAUUCCUCCCUCUAUCUAUGUGGCUGCCAAAGUUUAAACCAAAAAAGAAAAACUGUUUAAAAAAAAAUGAGAUAAACGAAGUAAACUUGGUGGCAGCCAAGUAAACAGGGGCUUUAUUUUUGGACUGGUUGAGCAUGCUUGCUUCGGCAUGUGCUUUAGUUUUGUUUUAUUGGAUAGUUUCGUGAUUUUAGUUGAGCUGUUGGGUAAAAAAGCCUCCAAUAUGGGUUUCUUUGGCUAACUUCGUUUUUUGCAUAUUAUUAUUAAAUGUCAGUUUGUAAUUCCGCUUCUAGUGAGUGACAUAAAUACCAGUAAAAUUUGCAGCAAUUCUCUGUGGCAGAAAGGUGCUACAUAUUCAAAAACGUAUUAUAGACUGUUCAACUUCUAAUUACGAUUCUUUGCUUUAAAAAAAAAUGUGUUUAGUGACAAGUGAUUGGUGGUAUGGAAUCUAUUUACUCCAUUAUAACCUUUUUGCAUGAAUUCUAAUCGUUGCUUCUAUUUUAAUGCUUUUUGCUCUAUAUAUAAAAGGAGAAUUUCCUGUAGUAGCUGCAAGUUAUGAAUUUUAUGGAUUCUUGUUCGUAUUUUCUGUACAACUUGUGAUUAAUUUGGGGUUGAUUUUUCUCCCAAUAGCUAUUAAUUGUAUGUUUCAGAGCUUUGGUGCAUAUAGCUUAAUAUUCCUCCAAGUUUUUUUCGUGGGAUCCGUGGCGAUUAUUCCAGUUGAAGCGUAUAACAUGAUUGAUUUGAAAUUAUUAUGAUUAUGAAUUGUUUUGAAUCUGCUUUUGUUGUUUUUUGCGAAAAGGCGUGGGUCACUGAUGCUGGGUGAUUUUUCCGAUGAUUUGAAGCUUUUUGGUUGGCAUUUUCACUGGUGGUUGUUCCGUUAUAUUUAUCAGUUGGGGAGUGCUCCUUGUAUACCAUGCACAGAUUUAAGACCAAAGACUAGUAACUUAAAUUACUGCAAGAGGUGGGAGUUGUGAAAAGCCUUGUGCCUGCUAGGUUCUCCUAAAAACCUCUGAUGUAUGUCAAUGAGAAUAACUCAUUAAAUGGUUCAGCAAACUAGUAAUGUUGGCAUCAAAUGUCACAAAAAGAGGAUAAUUAUAAAAAAUAGAAGUCUGUGAACAUUGGGAAAGGUUAAAUGUGGUGUUAGCAUCGUGCAGUAAGGUCUUCUUCUACUAUUCAGGUAAUAUUGAGAUAACGUUUUUACAUUAUAGAGUACUUGAAACAGUCACUGACUUUAAUAUUUGAAUGCCAAUGUCUAACAUCAUUCUUGACCUUUUCCCAUGGCUCCGAUCUUGUAAAAUGUGUGCUAAUAUCUUCCAGAAAAAAGAUUUAAAACAAAAUUUCUAUAACUCUUUGUAAUGAACCUGUUAAAAAGAAAAACAAAGGGCCUAGCCAUAUAUAAGAAAUCAUUGUUAUUGAAUUAUGUAAACGUGUGUAAUUAAGAAUCAAAGAGAUCAUUUUCCUCAACUCACUAGACCCUUUCAAAGACCGAGAUUCUAGGAUAUGUGGGCUCUAUUUUGUGCUUGCAGUAACUGACUCUGUAUCAAGAUGUGAAUAAGAAACUAUUUUGGAUCCAAAGUGCCCAGAUAUUGUAGAAUGUAAACUAGUUUUCUAUAAAAACCUUUCUUUCUUAUCGAGGGUAGGAAUAAAUGGUACUUAUAACUGAACUAAGUCCAUAUAAAAUGCAGCUUUCUUGAGCAUUUAGACAGCAGGUCUAAAACAUGCACAAGUAUUUUGUACAGAUUAUGUACAUAACAGAGUAUGGAUUUGUACUGUACAAAAAGAGAGAAGGGUUCAAAAAAGUAGAUAGAUGUAGGGACAGCCAGUUUGCUGGAUGGGUCCUGUUUAGGAAAGAGGAACGGGUUGAACUUGGAAUAAAACGAUUUUCAUACCAAAAAUAUAAAAUCAGUUAAAGACUCGUCUAGACUUGGGCAAAGAAUUAAUACUUGCGAAGGAAAGAAUGCACGAAUGGGUUUAUGGUUAGUCUGCCUUCCAAUAGCAACAAAGUUAGAAAGAAUUUUUUUCUUGUCCAAAGUCGAGGAUGAACUGGAACAAUGUGCAAUCAACAAAAAACUAUAUUAAAAAAAAAAGAGAAAGACCAACAAUUCUUGCUGCUUUCCAAAAAUGGAAGACGAGUCGUCUAUGCAAGCAUUUCAUCUCAUGUACUAAUAAAAUAGUCCGCUUUAUAGCCAGCAGCCAUAAACUUAAAAGCUCAAAAAUCUGAGACUCCGAUGGAGUUGCAGCCUUCCAAAAUGUAGAUCCCAUGUAGUGUGCUUUGCUUGUGCUAAGAUUCUUAGAGUACUGGCCAAGCCAGGCUUUAAGAAUGACUAGUUCCUAGAUACCUUGUCUUUGUUGUGUCCUCGUUCUAGAAUCAGUACAGACCUAAAACUGAAACGGGUUUUCUUCCAGCAACAAAAACAAAUUGAAAAAAUAAAAAAGCCUUUUUCCGUCUUCUUCUGGGUUUUCUCUUGUAUAGGGAAACUCAAUCAAACUUGUAUUCCAAUUUUUAAAGAUUAAGAGAAAAAAAAAUAUCAAAGACUGAUUUCUUUGGCUGUUUGUAAAAUCUAAACACCGAGCCUUCUUUGACAUGAUGUUGUGAUAUUUGGACACAAUUACUGACAAUGUAUCACCUGUGCAAUCCUGUGUACCCAGGUAAAACCAUUCCGUGUUUUAACUGGAGUUAUACAGGGUUGAUUUUUUAUACUUAAAAAAAAAUCAACAGCUUGCAAAAUUCCCCAUGUCAGCAGUGUAUACAAGCUUGUUAUGAGCCAAGAAUGGCAGCAAAUAAAGCACUGUUGCAUUUUAAAGAGAAAAAAAAACCUGGCAUUUUUUGGGACAAGAAAGGGAGAAAAUUUACCCUGUUUAAAAAAAAUGUGAGAGAAAAA
Molecule: messenger RNA, 6234 nt
Organism: Asterias rubens (European starfish)
Lineage: Eukaryota; Metazoa; Echinodermata; Asteroidea; Forcipulatida; Asteriidae
Product: ELAV-like protein 1-B
Exons: 7
Coding region: 458-1657 (399 amino acids)
Cellular component (GO): ribonucleoprotein complex
Molecular function (GO): RNA binding
Source: RefSeq, a predicted model, not a curated record